This is a messenger RNA of Amaranthus tricolor (Joseph's coat), 2533 nucleotides long. Its product is annotated as peroxisomal acyl-coenzyme A oxidase 1. Bases 322 to 2322 code for a protein of 666 amino acids. Lineage: Eukaryota; Viridiplantae; Streptophyta; Magnoliopsida; Caryophyllales; Amaranthaceae. Gene Ontology annotation, biological process: fatty acid beta-oxidation using acyl-CoA oxidase; lipid homeostasis; long-chain fatty acid metabolic process. The transcript has 14 exons. Gene Ontology annotation, molecular function: FAD binding; fatty acid binding; acyl-CoA oxidase activity. Gene Ontology annotation, cellular component: peroxisome. The record is from RefSeq and is a predicted model, not a curated record.
AACUUACAAUAAAUGUGUAAUUUGGCUAGUUGCCGAUCCAUACCACAACUUUACUGGAAUUAAAUGACGUAGGCCCACUGCUUGAACCACCAGGGCCACCAAAUUUGUAGUCUAGUCAUCUACCUCUUCUUUUUCUGAUGAUUCAUCCUUUUUCUGUGCACACAGUAGUCGAUUAUUUCCCCGCCGGCCUAUAUUUCUCUCUCUUUCUCUUUCUAUUUCUUCUCUGAACCCGAAUCGAUUCACCAAUUACUUAGGGUUUUACUUGUCCCGUUUGAUCAUAUAAUUAUUGUUGCUGUGAUUCAUUGAAUUGAAAGGCGAACAAUGGAGGAUCUAGAAGGAGGAGUUGAUUACCUAGCUGAUGAAAGGAAAACUGCUCAAUUUGAUUUGCAAGCAAUGAAGAUCCUUUGGGCUGGAAGUCUACAUCGAUUUCAAGUUGCUGAUCGUAUGGCUCGUCUUGUUGCUAGCGAUCCUGAAUUCCAAAAAGAUAAUAGGGUUAGGUUAGAGAGGAAGGAGUUAUUUAAGAAUACUUUAAGAAAAGCAGCUCAUGCAUGGAAAAGAAUUAUCGAACUUCGUCUGACCGAAGAGGAAGCAAGUGAAUUGAGGUUAUUUGUUGAUCAACCUGCUUUUACCGAUCUUCAUUGGGGAAUGUUUAUCCCUGCUAUCAAAGGACAAGGCACAGAGGAGCAGCAGCGUAAAUGGCUCCCAUUGGCUUAUAGGAUGCAAAUUAUUGGAUGUUACGCUCAAACUGAACUUGGUCAUGGAUCUAAUGUUCAAGGUCUUGAAACCACAGCCACAUUCGAUCCUGAUACAGAUGAAUUUAUCAUAAAUAGUCCGACAUUGACGUCUAGCAAAUGGUGGCCUGGUGGCCUGGGAAAAAUCUCCACACAUGGUGUUGUUUAUGCACGCUUAAUAAUAGAGGGGACGGAACAUGGGGUUCAUGGAUUCAUUGUACAACUUCGAAGUUUGGAAGAUCACCUGCCUUUACCCGGCAUAACUGUUGGUGAUAUUGGAAUGAAAUUCGGAAAUGGAGCUUAUAACACAAUGGACAAUGGAGUCUUGAGAUUUGACAAUGUGCGCAUUCCUAGGGAUCAAAUGCUUAUGCGUGUGUUUCAGGUGACAAGAGAAGGAAAAGUUGUGCAGUCAGAUGUCCCUAGGCAGCUAAUCUACGGUACCAUGGUUUAUGUUCGCCAGACAAUUGUGUAUGAUGCUUCACGUGCUCUAUCAAAAGCAGUUUGUAUUGCGACAAGGUAUAGUGCUGUUCGCCGGCAGUUUGGGGCUAAGAAUGGACGUGAGAUUCAGGUGAUUGAUUACAAAACCCAGCAGAGCAGGCUCUUUCCUUUGCUUGCUUCAGCUUAUGCUUUCAGAAUUGUAGGGGACUGGCUGAAGUGGCUCUACAUGGAUGUGACUAAGAGAUUGCAAGCUAAUGAUUUCUCUACGCUGCCUGAGGUCCAUGCUUGCACAGCAGGAUUGAAGUCCUUGACAACAUCAGUUACUGCUGAUGCUAUAGAAGAAUGUCGAAAACUCUGCGGAGGGCAUGGCUAUCUCUGUAGCAGUGGGCUCCCUGAGUUAUUUGCUGUUUAUGUCCCUGCGUGUACUUAUGAGGGUGACAAUAUUGUGUUGCUUUUGCAGGUUGCUCGAUUUCUCAUGAAAACUGUAGCACAACUGGGAUCUGGGAAACAUUUUGGAACAACUGUUUAUAUGGGAAAUGCAGAGUAUCUGAUGCAGUCACGAAGUAGUGUGCAAAAAGCUGAAGAUUGGUUGAAACCUGAGAAUGUACUGGAGGCUUUUGAAGCACGAUCGCUUAGAAUGUCUGUUUCAUGUGCUAAAAAGUUGAGUGAAUUUUCUAAUCCAGAAGAAGGCUUCCAGGAACUAUCAGCCGAUCUAGUGGGGGCAGCUACAGCUCACUGUCAGCUUAUAGUGGUUGCAAAGUUCAUUGAGAGAUUGCAACAAAACAUUUCUGGGGAAGGAGUUAAAGAUCAGUUGCAAGCACUUUGUGGUAUCUACGCGCUUUCACUCAUGGGGAAGCAUCUAGGCGAUUUUCUGUCCACUGGAUGCAUCACACCUAAGCAAGCUUCCCUUGCAAAUGAUCUCCUCCGUACAUUAUUUUCCAAGGUACGCCCAAAUGCAAUUGCUCUUGUUGAUGCAUUCAACUAUACAGAUCAUUUCCUCGGUUCAGUUUUGGGUCGAUAUGAUGGAAAUGUGUACCCAAAACUCUAUGAGGAAGCAUGGAAGGAUCCUUUGAAUGACUCUAUUGUCCCUGAUGGUUUCCAUGAGUAUGUUCGACCCAUGCUGAAGCGUCAGGUCCGGACUUCUCGACUCUAACUUCGACUUUGGUUGUUUGUUAAACUUAUACCUCAGAAGAGGGAAGAGGACAAAGCUCCCCAAAAAUAAACAAAAAGAAAAGCUAUGGACAAAAUCUAUACUUAAUUAGUUGUAAGUUUGUAUAACUAUUUUUUUAUUCCAACAUGAUGCACAAGCUAAAAUAAAUAAAUAAUGGAGAACGCAAGCUAAGUAGUUGCUUCUUCUAUUAGUA